CUGCGCGAGGACGGGCGGGAACCUUCGCCGGGCGGCUGAAGAGGCUUGGGGCGGCGGUCGACAUGUUCCAGGGCGUGGAUGGCGAGGCCGGCCGGGCAGGCUCCAGGGCCAUGAAACCCCCAGGAGGAGAAUCUAGCAAUCUUUUUGGAAGUCUGGAAGAAGCUGCUCCUUCAAACAAGCCUAAUAGAAUGGCAUCUAAUAUUUUUGGACCAACUGAAGAACCUCAGAAUGUACCCAAGAGGACAAAUCCCCCAGGAGGGAAAGGAAGUGGAAUCUUUGAUGAAUCAACUCCUGUGCAGACCCGACAACGUCUGAACCCACCUGGUGGGAAGACUAGUGACAUUUUUGGUUCCCCAGUCACUGCAGCUUUACCCUUGGCACACCCAAACAAACCCAAGGACCAUGUUCUUUUGCGUGAAGGAGAAGAACCAAAAUCAGACCUUAAAGCUGCAACAAGCACCUCACCACAAGAAGAGCUGGGGACAAAGAGCAGCUUGAGAGAAGUGGACCAUACCAAGGAGCUGGAGCCCAUACCCACAGUUGACAACCAUGAGCCCAGGCUGGGGCCACGGCCUCGUUCUCAUAACAAGGUCUUGAACCCACCAGGAGGCAAAUCCAGCAUCUCCUUCUACUGAGAGGCUCCUUAUAGCCAGACCAGAAACGUGAGAUAGGAUAUCAGAUGUUAUCAUCUUCUUUAAC
Octodon degus (degu) is the source of this 699-nucleotide messenger RNA. It is a transcript of the gene Jpt2, whose product is annotated as Jupiter microtubule associated homolog 2. The record is from RefSeq and is a predicted model, not a curated record. Gene Ontology annotation, cellular component: nucleus. Lineage: Eukaryota; Metazoa; Chordata; Mammalia; Rodentia; Octodontidae. The transcript has 5 exons. The coding region runs from base 63 to 635 and encodes 190 amino acids.